Lethenteron reissneri (Far Eastern brook lamprey) is the source of this 13987-nucleotide messenger RNA. Its product is annotated as fidgetin-like protein 2. The record is from RefSeq and is a predicted model, not a curated record. NCBI's taxonomy places the organism in Eukaryota, Metazoa, Chordata, Hyperoartia, Petromyzontiformes, Petromyzontidae.
GCUUCGAGUAAUGCCUGUUAAAAAAAAGUUUGCAAAGUGAAAAGGUGAUUAAGGGGGGAGUAAAGGAGUGGAAUGUUAUUCAUCUGAAGGAAAGCAGAUGGUUUUUAUUGACGGUGAGCCGUCCCUGCGUGCAAUCAAUGGGGCCAAACAACGAAGGAUAAACCCAAGUCCUUCACGUGAACCCGGCCCAGAACAACCUUUGUGGGCACAUGGUAUAUUCAAUACCUCAUAACGCCGAACCUUUCCCCCCCGGCGUGGGGGCGAAGCAAUGCGUGGCCGCUAUUGGUAUACAAUAAUAAUAACGAUGAUGGAUGGAUAGGUAGAGAGCGAGAGUUCCUUUAUUUAAACCAGGUGAGAGCACGUUGAGACAGCUCAAUCUCCCGUGCAAGGGAGAUCUGAGUACAUUGGGAUGGUGCAGUGCAGCGCGCGUUUUCUAUUUAGUGUUAUCAAUCAUAAGACGGUUAACUCUGUGAUGGCGAUAAUGAUAAAGCUUAAACCAGUCAACCAUUCGCAUAAUUUGCCCACUUUCUCAGAUGAUGGAGAUGGUAUUUUGUGUUUUUGCAGGAAACUUGUAAUAAUAUCAAAGUUAAGAUUGACCAUUGCAAUAUGAGUGAAACCAAUCUAUGUAAUUUUGAGAGAUGGGAAAUAUGGAAAUUUGAAUUUUUUUUAUGUUUCUAUUUGUAAGCAUGGACUCCAACUACAUUAGUGAACAUUUUAAGCGUUUUAGCCGUUAACGAACAUGGUCAGAAUUUACAUCUGUCUUGAUCGUUUUUACGUGUUGGAUGUUUUGUGUAAAACUGAGUAUUUUCAUUGUAUUUAAGAUCUACUUGUUUUGCGAUUUGGCCAUACACAAAUAUUUUCUGCCUUUAUUAAUGUAGAUGUACUGCUAUCUUAAGCAAACUUAAUGUUUCCACAGUUUUGUGAACGUUUGCACUAGGGGCAUUUUCCAUUUAAGUUGCUGCAACAUUUUUGCGUGAUACUGUAUUAAAUGUCCAAUGAAAUAAUAAUGUAUACUAUCUGCAGUAUUUGUAUGCACACUGUAUGUCAUCAUCAUAAUCACCUUCAUAAUGAGCAAUUCAGAACAGAUCUCAAUAGGCAAUCAUCACAAGCACGAUUCAAUGAUAUGCAUUUACAAAGGAAAACAUGCAUUGCAUAUUAAACCCAUGAAAGUAAAUAUUGUAAAACAAGGUAAUGCUAAAACGCUUAUUAAAUAUUACACACGUGAAAUUAAAAGUCAGAAUACACAUGAAACAAUGAUAUUACAUUAAAGACAAUUAAUGCCUAAGAAAUUGACCAUAAAUAUAUAUGCUGACUUCCAUCAUCUGCAACACACAUUGUACAAUAAUUGAUAUACCAGCAGAUAAUAUAUGUUAAGUAGUACACACCUGCACACGUGUAAUGCGGUAUAUAAUACUGUGUAUGAUGGAAAGUCUUGGCGUUGGACAGUGUGUAUACACUCGUCAAUAGAAUUGGUUAUGUGGUUUGUCUAAAUGUUUACAUUACAAUAUUUAAAAUUAUUUUAGAUCUUAGUCAAAAGUGCUUUAUGUAAUUAUAUCUGUUAAAGUAUCAAAUGUUUAAGUACUUAAGGAUGUGAGAGAAAUUAUAAUUCCCCAUGUAAAAUUAAAUGCAGCAUUGAUGCCAUCAAUGUUGAUUUCGUGGACUGCGAUGCGUGCGAUUUUUCUGUGUAUAUGAUAGAAGACACUGAAAUAAUAAUUGCGUACUAUGAUCAGUACUUUCACGUGCAGUCGGUGAAUAUCUGAUCUCUGCUCUAAAUAAGGGCCGUUGCCCAAAACAUCAGCCUUUUAAAUAUUUUUUCCUUAUAACGAAGUUUCAAUUAUUGUAUGUGUGUACUACUGCCGAAGCUAUUUUAUUUAUUUGUGUUUUUAAAGUUGCAUAAAUCCCUCUGCUAAAGAUGUUGUCAGUGUGUUUUCACAUACUUCACUUAAUCACUUGUAAUGCUAUGCUAAACCUACUAAACCAGGACUAGGAUAUAUGAGGCCAGUGUUAAUUCACUGCUCAUUGCACUACACUUUUGCAUUAUGUUUGAGAUAAUGACAAUAUGUUAAUGGUGAUUGAUGGCGAUUCAUAUCGCUGUUGAUGGCGCUAUUUUAUAAUGGUGAUGACAUUCACGUAAAUGUGUUUUGUACAAAAUUUUACGCUUCCAGAAUAAUAAUACAACGUAUCUGUUUUGUUGUAUUUUGGUUUACAUAUUUAUUUUCGAAUUGUAUCACCGUGUGCAUUUUUUUGCUGUGUGCAUAGUUGGAAGCAUUUUGAUGCCUUAUAUUUGGACUUGAAGAUAAACUGUUAUUUUCGCCAUGAGACUAAUUUGUAAUGUCACUACUUAUAGUGUGACAUAAAUAUUUCGAGUUUAUAAGUUUGUUUAAAUUACUGGCACAGGGCACAUACACAUCUGUAUUUUUUCUUAUUGCGCUUACCUUAUCUGUACACUUCAAAAGACAAUCUAAUAUUUUAAGGCACUGCAGUGUUUCAAAUGAAUGUUUAAUAGCAAUAAGAAAUAUAUGCGCUAAAUAAAUAACUGUGUUUGCCCUUGCACACACAUGACUCACUCACACUAUUUGUCAUUAACACUGCCUUGUGAAGGAAACAUAUAAUGUAGUUGGUUGACGUUUCGGCCAAUGACCCUAAUUCAGACGAGCCCCAGAGCUAUUGACUUGAAACAUCAACCCUCUAUAUAUAGUUCCGUUAUCGGGCAGUAGUCGUGAUGAAUGUCGUUUUUUGAGUUAUGCCUGCGCACCAGGUCUGCCAAUGCUGCCCGUGAUUUUUUUCUGUUUUAAUUUUGCAUCAAUGUAUGGCUCUGCGCUUGCUGCUGUUAAUAACUUCUUAUACAGUAACGUUAGGCUGCCUCAACACCCGCUGAAAGGAACCUGUCUUCAGAAGGCUAAAUCAUAGGUGAGCAGCCGUCACCUUUAAAAACGCGUGGGAUUUUUGUUCGCACUUUAUAAAUCGAAUCACAUGUAGCGCCGUUAAAUGGUAUUUUUUUUUUACCAAAAACGCUACCAAUAAUUGAGAGAGAUAUUCUUGUGUAAAAGAUCAGGGUGUUUUUUCUCCUCCCCUAAUAAUUGUUACUGAUAUAUAUAGUACACGGAAGAGCACACGCAUACCUUCACUCGCAGAAUGAUGCUUAACCGUUUGCUCUGGCAGCACUUAUACGCGUCAAUUAAAAGGGUGGGAUAGAAUACACUCCUUGAGAGGAGGGAGAAGGCCACCACUGUAAGUGCCUGGGAUGGGUGCGCGAUGUGGUGGGGGGUGGUGUGCUGGUGGUGGUGUGCUGGUGGGGGGGGGUCUCAGUCGAGCCAAUCGAUGGAACAGACACGUGUAAAAUCGACAUCCCUAUUCAGCCCGCGGUGGGGGGGCGCUUUAAUGAAUCGUGCACGUGUGCGUUAAUUGUCGAAUUGAUCGCGAUGCCGCCGCCGCCGCACGCUGGCACGCCGCUCCACUCCUCCGCAGCGGUUGGCAGCGUUUGAGAGCUUCCCGGCCGUUUCUUCUUCGUUUAAAAAAAAAAAUCUACACACACACACGUCUCUUCUUCAGUAGUUUCAACCCCACGGCGAUAUUAGCUCGCAUGAGGCGGCGAAGCAUUAGCCACCGCCUGCCAAGGAGAGGGGUGGAGGAAGGCUUCCCGCUGUCCUGUCUGUGCAGGUGUGGACGGACGGGUUGAUGACAGUUUCUGAUUUUAAAAAUCUGCAGCGUUGGCUCCAACACUCCGUUCUGGGAAAACCUUGUCCUUUAGGUUCCUUAGAAGAUGCAGUGGACACCCGAGCAUCCGCACCAGCACCUGAGCCCCUGGCAGGCGGCGGCCGUGCCCCCUCCGGUGCAGAUGCCCGUGGCGGUGCCGCCGCACCCGCCGCCCAUACAGCGGUUGGACCUGUCGGGCGUGCCGCUCCCUGGCCACAAGAGCGCCGCGGCGGCCGCGGCAGCCGCGGCGGCCGCGGCGGCCGAAGCGUACCAGGUGCACCUGCAGCGCGGUCACUCGACGUACUCGUGGGCCAACGACGACAUCUCGGAACUCACCGCCUCCAACCUGCUGAAGCGCUACGCCGAGAAGUACUCCGUGGGCGGCAUGGACGGCUACCCGGACGGCGCCGCCAACAACGGGCAGAAGCCCGAGCCCGGCGAGCAGCCCUGGUCGGGCAUCUACGCCAUCAACCCGGCCGUGCCGGACCUCAUCCGGAGCACGUCUAGCACGCCGCUGCCCUCCGGCGGGGACGCUCCGCCGGGCUCGCUGGCGGAGCAGCCGGGUUACGCCUCGCAGUCGGGCGGCGUGUCGCGGCUGAGCCCGGCGCCUCCGCCCUCCGCUGGCAGCGCCGUGCCGGUGAGCAGCGCCGCCGUAGCGGCUGCGGUGGCGGCGGCGCGCGACUACGCGCCGGCCUACGGCUCGAACGGUGGCGGCGGCAGCAGCAACGGCGGCUACCUCUCCGCGCCGGCAGGCUACCCGCAGUGCGGGCCCGUGCCGGCGUACGCCGCGAUGCCCAGCCCCGUGUACGGCUACUCGCCGUCACCGUACCUGGCGCAGCAGGCGGCGGCGGGGGUCGCCUACCCGCACCCGCACCACCACCACCAUCACCACCACCACCAGUCCGGCUCGGGGGCCUUCGUCCCGCCGCCGCCACCGCCGCCACCGCCUCCUGGGAUUUUUUCGCACGCGGCCGGGCCCGGCUACGCGGGGUACCCUGGCCACACGGCUAGCUUCGCGUCGGAGCCCGGCACUAGGAAAGCCUUCUACCCGGGCCGCGAUGGGGACCUGGAUUACGGAGGCUACCGGUCUCAGCAGCCGCAGCAACAGCAGAGGGACACGCCCAGCCCGCUGUACCACUCGUCCGACGGCCCCACGUCCAUGCAGAUGCGUGGCACGGACUAUGGUGAGGCUGCAUCAGGAGUGCCGAGCCUGGGCUUCCAGCCGGUGAAGCCGCACGACAGCUUAGAGCAGCACCACAAGUACGGCGGCAGCUCUGUCACCGGAGGUGGCGGCACCAACGGCGGGCGUGGCCCCACCGCGCCCACGCCGACGUAUCGUUCCGCAGAGCAGACUGUCGGGGUGGUGGGGCCUGGCAUCUCCUUGGAAAAUUGACAGUCUUGAAGAAAAAUAUUUCAUCCCCGGUGCGAUCUCGCCCAGUGCGGUGGCAACAGGAAUUUAAAGAAAAAUUUGUCCCGGGUGGGUGUGGGAAGUUAUUGUUGUGCUGUUGCUCGAAUGACCGUCCGUCUAAAAAAAGAUUUUAAAGAGAACAACGUGGACGUGGGAAGAAUUGGAUCGACUAGCGCUGGGUGCAUGUUUCAUCUGAGAGUUUAGAAAAGGAUGCAUCGCAAUCGCAUUUCCAGUUCCUGCGAAAAGUUCUUCUGAGCGUGCAACCAGGCGCUCGAUUGAAAUGCUACAUCACGGGCAUUUUUGUUUCAUUAUCAGAGUUUACCCGUAAAUUGUCUCACAUUCUUUGACGCAAGGCGUGUGACAUUCAUGCGGCUUGGCGAGUGUAUGAAGCGGGAUUUUGCAUUUACACCAUUCAUCUGUGGAUGUCUCGCACACUGCCAAUUUAUCAUUCGCACAGUGGCGGUAAGUUUGCAAGUGACUCUGCCCCCACGCAAGAUGAAAAGACUCCAAGAAAUACGAGCGAUUCUCUUUGUGGUCUCUACUGCAGCCAAUUCCCGUCAAAGCUUGAGCUUGUGACUACCUCACAAUGAUUGCUGUACAUUAGAUGCAUCCUUUCGUGCAUUGUCACGAAAGAUCUUUAUGCUAUAUUUAUUGGCAGCAGAUGGAAUACAUUGUGGUAAUUCUUUUCGAUAGAAAAAGUGUUCACCCAAAAGAGAGCAAAUGUUAAAUAUACUUUGCCAAAGUCUUAACAAGGAACGAAUUGCGAUAUUUCUCCAGUGAUGGGCCCAGCAAAUGUAGCCCAUGGAAGCUCCGCUCUGCCCGAUGCAGGGUUUAACGGGAAAACACUUUAUGUUUUACCACUUACCUCCUCUCGUUACCUGCCAGAUUUAUUACUGUCGAGCAAAAAAACGUCGCUACGUUUAAUUCUGAAGUACAGCCUUAGAAGAAUAAUGCACAUUGUCUUACCGUUAAGAAGCUGCUUUGUGUGUUUUGCGUGCUAUGUUUUGCAUCGAGUGCUGAUGACUCUCAUCUUUUGAAGGAUCUUGGUCAUUUUUUAUAAUUUUAUUUUUCAGUCGUGCAGAAAUUUACAAAUGCUGCACCCCUUAUUACGAUAAUAAACAAUAAGAAACAUACCCCGCGAUGAAAUAAAAGCAACAACUGUGUCUACCUAAAUGCUCGUCGGACUGAAACCAAGAACCUGAAGUCUCAACAACGGCAAAAGCGAAAGAGGAAAAAGACAAAAAUCAAUUUUAGAAAAAUGUAAAAAUAAUGGAAAUUGUGCAUCAUUUUACUGUAACUUGGGACGUGCCCAAAUGAAGCACUGCCGUUGCUGCCCGUGCCCUUGAAUGUGGUUCGUUUUUUGUGGCGACGUGAGGCCGACUGCUGCGUGCAAACCGGGACUGAGAGCAGCAGCCAUUUGCUUGUGUAUGUGAGGUGUGUUGUCCCUGUUCUGCGGGGGAGGGGUGGGUGGGUGGUCGAUGGCAGGGGCUUGGGCACGAGUGUGGUUGGCUGGGGUCGUGGGGGCGGAAUGGGGUUGCCUCGGCAAAGUGUGGCAGAUAUAAGGCGAUAAAACGAGAAGAAAAUGGGGGGGGGGGGAAUAGCGAAACGAAAGAAGUUGCAACUUUUAAAAUAUUAAAAGACAAAAAAAAGUGUUUUGGCGAAGCUCAAAAUUUUGGAAAGAAAAAACACUUUGAAAUUGAACCAAAAAAUUUGCGAAUAUAGCUUUCUUGGCCAUAGAGGCACUGUGCGUGCGAUGCACGCCACUUUGCGUGCGGUGGUGUUCAGUGUUGUAGUGUUUUGGUUUUGCUGUGUUAUUUUUUGGCUGAAAGUGAAAAGUUGCGAGCUCAGACUGACCUAUCCGUAUACCACAUGCCAAAAAUAUCGUGUGACCUAUACACAAAUUUACAGUGAAGAUUAACACCAGUGGGGAUUGAAUUUCAAAGGCAAGACCAGGAUUCGGGUUUAAAUGUUUAAUUGCACAACACUGCACAUUUCGGCAUGAAGUGAAUGGGAAGCAUGCAAAAGUUUGUUUUAUUGUGUUUGAAACACGAUUGCAGCAAUGUUGUACCAUCUGUAAGCUGUGCUUUCUGUCUUUGGUAUGACCUAACAGUAUUUAAAAUACCUUUUUUUAAAUCGGGUACUUAAUUGUACAUUUUACUACGAACCUUGUUCCUUUUGGGCAUAUAAUUGUGGACCCCACAAAAAAGGAAAAUAACAGAAUCGGAUAAAAAUACGACCGAACAAAAAAAACGUGGGCAACUAUAUGGAAAUUAGCAGAGCGAAGUGGUAUGCAGGAUGCAUGCAUAUUUAUCAGUGCUAAAAUUGUGCUUCUGGGAAAUCAUUCCCAAGAACCAUUCCCUAAAACCAUGAUGAAUUUUACAUUUGUCCAUCGGGCUGCGGUGUCGGCGACGAAAGGCAAUGGGGCGCGAUGCUCGGCCGAGAGAGGUGUAGCCUAUGCUGAUGAGAGGAGCACGCACAGCAACAACUGGACUGCGGGAGUCCGCGGGAGGCAUUUCUCAUAGAGCGGCUGUGAAUGAAUGCAUCGGGCCUGCCGCCACUCAAACUGCGGCCUCCGCCGCCGCCGCCACCACAAAAGAAUUCCACCUGGACAUAUUUCUGUGCACUGGCAAUUACACAGACACCAGGCAGGGAGCUCAGCUCUUUUGUAAUGGACCAACAUAUUUCUGAAACGCACUUGAACCCACUUAAUAUACUUAUUUGGCUUUUUCUCACGAACAAAGAAAAGUAUGGUGUCUUGGCUUGCGAUGGCUUGUGUUGGGGUGCUCGGAAUGCCAACUUUUGUUUUUAUGCUACACAUACGUUUUGAUAUAUUCCAGCAUUUAUUUCCUUUAAAUUCCACCUUUGGCUUCUUUCAUUUAGAUAUAAGUUUUCAUUAAUCCUUCAUGCAUGGCCGAGCGAUAGUGUUUGCAUAAAGUUAACAUAUUAAACAGAAAAAUGUAGCUUUAUGUAUUCAUUGGUCAUCCCAUAAACCUAGCCUGAAUUCACUCAUUUUUUUAAUAUUUGCAAGCCAAGGCUCAAUUUAUGAAUAACGUUCGAGCAUAAAAUGUGCAGUUUCAAAAUGAUUCUCAGCAUUGUGUCUGCUGGAAUUAUUUUUUCAUUCUUGCAAAUGCAGUAUGGAUAUUUAGUCGUGAAUAUUUAAUAAUGCUCAGCUCUAAAUAUGUUGUCCCCGUGGCGGUUUUAUUAACAAUUUAUUGACUAUGAACAGCAGGAAUGCAUAAUGUAUUUGCUUCUCAAUUAGCACUGGUUUAGGCAGUGGAGGCGUGCACCCGAAUGUUCGCGUCUCGUUGGCAAUUCCCAACAACAAAAAAAUAUUUGGCAAAGAUAAUCCAUCUCUAAUUAAAUUGUUUCCACUUUGUAGACGAAUGGUACUCGCUGAUAUUAUUUUUAGAUUUUUCAAGCCAUUUAAAAUAAUUUAGUGUCCACAACAUGCCCCAGCAAACUCUGGGGGUCCAUCCCUUGGCAUCCCGCAUCCCCACACAGCUUGCAAGAGCGACGCCUCACAGACGACUGCCACCGUUGAACAAGUUGGCCAUUUCGGCCUCUACACAUUUGCAUGAUCGUCAUUUUGCCUCUGCAAAUAUGGUUAAUUUCCUUAAACGUGGAGUCCGCUUGGCAGUCGCAGCGUGUGGUUGGGUCGACUACUACGCCUUGUGUGUGUCUGCCGAAUUUGGCGCGUGCCCUUGCUGCAGAUGGUAUACCGUUGCUGCUUUUACCAUCCAUCCACCCGUUGCUGGUUAGCAACAAACUGCUUUUUUAUUUGCGCUGGGAGGGGGUUAGCGGUAAUUGGUAAUUUGGUCUUUUGCUGCAUGUUGAGAGUACAACCAUGUGAAAUAUUAACGAUAUUAAGUGUUAAAACUAUUGCUCAUGCGCCGGUCACGAAAAAAAAGAAAUCAACAACAAACGACAAAUUGUUCUCAAAUAUCACUCAGGAAAGCAAUUUUUAAACACUUAAUAUACCUCAAGUCGAAUGUUUAAUUUCGUUAUUUGUUUUUCUCUCAUCAUUGCUCCGGGCACUGUGUAGUAGUCCUGUAGGUGUUUCGCGGUUCUGUAUUUCUCCCUCGUGGGUCUGCUCUGCACAUCCAGCGCCCACUCGUCGCUUUUGACCACGGACGGAAAAGAAGACAAAAAUGAAACGGUGUUAAAUGUCAGAGAGAGAAAAACGACAAACAAAAAUUGCAAAAACUGAGAACGGGCGCAGAGGGACACUGAUUGUGUUUGCUGGUGGAGGAAGCGACCGUGCGGCGCAGGGCUCCGUGAGUGCGCAGUGCUGCGUGCACGGCGAGGCAGUGGUGCUGGUGCAGUGGUGGUGCGGUCACAUUCCAUUGCGCUAAUCCGUCUGCAGCACGCCAGCUCAAGCAGAAAGUUGCGCGCCCACAACAACGGACCUUCCGCAUCACAAAUUUUCACGACCGUUGAGGUUUUUGUCUUUUAACUAAUUUAUUAUUUUUUUAAGGUUUUUUUUUCUCUCUUGUUUGGCCGCAGAACAAAGGCAACGAACAAAAAAAAAACUUCCCACCAAUGCAUUCUCAAUAAAUAAUAAGCAGUGCUUUCCCAUUACCUACCAGCAUUUUUUAAGGAAAACAUACAAUAUCGCCGUUCAAACUUGAGUUGGUGCACGUGAAUACUAUCUAAUGCCAACCUUUAAAGCGUCGCUCGAUGCAAGGUACAAAUGCAUAUCCCGUGGAUUGCGAGCUGUUUACGCUGAACAUUCAUUCUUGGGCUCUUCUGAACAACAAGGCAGCAGUAUGGUCAGCAGACCAGGCAAGCACAGGGUCACACCGCCAUGAUGCCCACAUUACGAUAAUUGUUUGUGUUUUAGGAAAAUCGAAUUGAAGCUUUUUUUUUUUGGCCCACAGAACGGUCUUCACCUUUGGCUUUAGACCUCUGACCCUGCCCCCUCUUCCCCCAUUUUACCCUUUCCAUCCUUCACCGAGCUGGCUUGCGGGCAAGUUGAGAAUAUGGAACACUUAAGUAGACGUCUAGAUUCCAAAAAAUGAAGUCCAGUUUGUUUUUUUUGGGAAGGGGGAGGGGUUUCUUUCCUCGCUCUUUGAUUGGUAAACUCAACUCAUUCUGGGAGGAAUUUUGACAUCCACGAGCAAUACAUGUUCAUCUUUCAACUUACAAAUACUGACACACGUUUAAAACCAAUUAGAUCACGUUUUAAUUCAUUCACAAUAAUGUCGAUGCUCCACAACGUUACUUUCAUGAUAUUCUUACAAAACAUGUUCCCUUUCUUUUUUGUGUUACUUUGUUUUGCAUAUGUCUCUGCAGAGAGGCCGUCCUGGGUUUCGCCUGCUGCAGUCAGAACAAAUUGGAUACAGUUUAUAGCACUUGCAUGAAUCGAAAUUGACCAAACGUAGCCCUUGGCAGGCUUACGUGAAACACGCGUAGUCGCUUGGCUUCGACCGCUACGACCAAGCCAGACCCUUCACCGAGGCCCCCCCGUUCGCGUGGCGCGCGGUGCGCCGCUGAUCCGCGGUGCGCGUGAUCGCCCCGUCGGCCUUCACCCGAGCUCACUCCGCAGAGGUGACGCUUCUAACGCGAGAAUCUCGGCGGCGCUGCCUCCACGGGAAUCCGAUUCCAGGAUGGCGGGGCCGGGGCUGGCGGCGUUAGCGGGACGCUCGCAAGGGGUCGAGCUCGGCCGUCCCUUGCAACGUAGCGAAUUUGGCGUAACAGAAAGCUGGGAAAUUGUGGAGACGUGUUGGCUGUCUGAGGAUGUGACCUUUGUGCAGCUGACCACCAACACUCGGCUUGCAAAACUUUGUAACCAUAGCUCGACUUCACAACUCCCAAAACGCCUUACAAGCGGAUUCCGUCAAAUUGUACGUGGGCAUCGUACGUACUCCCUGAGUGUGCCCCCAUAUGCAUCGCACAGAGUUCUACAUGUGGAAAUUAAAAUAGCGGCUCUAUGAAAUAGUUAACUGCUGAAACAUCGUCUUGUGUUUUGUUAGCAUAAUUUGAAUUCCCACAUGCAUCAUUUGUUUUGUCUUCAAACCUAGAGGGGAAUAAAAGACGAAGAAGGCAACAAUAGUAGCGACGCGCACAUUAAUUAUAAAGUAGAAAAACAGCGGCGCCUCCGCAGUUAAGUGUUGCCCACAUUCAUCUGGCCCCGAGCACCCGCACCCAGCUCGCGAUGAGAUCGCCAGCAGCAGCAGCAGCUUGUGCAGUAACCCACAGCAGCAGCUUGUGCAGCUUGUGCAGUAACCCACAGCCAAGGCCCUCUGUGCCGCACGGCUCCCUCCCAUUGCCCGCGCUUUCUCGCCUUGCUCCACAAGCCUCGUCUCGUUCACUCUCCCCAAUCGCCCCCAUCCACCCCCUACACCACCACCACCACCCCACCCGCUCAUUGUAUGACCUCCUUAAAAGCGCUGAAUGCACAGACAGUUGAUUGACGUCUGGUAAGGAGUACCGGGUGGUGAAAGCGAGGACGUGAGGUCUGCAGAGCGAGACGCGCAGUUCCCGCACAGACCUCAACUCUUUUUUUUCAUUUUCCUCCGACCGCUUAAGUUGCUAUUUUAAUGCAAUUGAAUUGAAUUCUAUCUUCUCCCCCCCCCCCCCCCCCCUCAAUUUGUCCUGUUAUAUAUACGCACAUAUACAGAUCUGCGCCCACUGGGAGAGCACUUGUCAUUUUGUGAAUUUCUUAGAGCAAGAGCUAGUUCGAAUGGGUUAUUAAAAGGUUCGUCUUCGGAAGACUUUCUAAGCCGAGUCGGGAGCUUUGGAAAGCUGCUGUCAGGCUAAAAUGUUUGUUUCUGAAUCAGCUUGUGGUCACUAUCGCUGAACAACAUUACGGCAUGAACGUCACAAAUGAAAGCUCAAAUAUUGUUCAAAAAGAACUCCAUGGAUUCCUCGUUGAGUCGUUUUUGUUCGUCUCCCAAACACCUAAUGGGUGCCUUUGAUUGAUGGUCACGGGGGAGAAAGCUUUAGAGCUCGGAUAAUUAGUAAUGGAAACACAUUGCUGGCUGCAGCAAUGUCUGGCUAAUGCACCUUACCCUAUCUUCUGAAGCUCGCUUGGCACUGCAUAAGAACACAGAAAGUCGCGUAGAAUAUAGUUCAGCACUCCUUUUACAUUUCAGAAGUUAAAUUAGAAACCCUUGUCACCGUGUGUGUCGGUGCACUUUGAGCAAGUCACAAUUUCUUGUUUGUAUCGUGGCAACUGAAAUAGAUGGAUGGCAUUCAUAUUACGUUCAUUCUCCCCAAUCACCCCCAUCCAUAGCUAAUUCUUUUUCCAUUAGAGUCCCGUCCCUUACAACGUUUCUUGGUCGUAAUCAAAACAACAUUUGGUGCGCAGAGUCACUUCUGCGUGUGCAUGAGGACCCAAGUAUCUGAUUGGAUUUGUCAGCUUAUUAAUUGCAUGCCCCUUAUCAAAAUGCUGUUAGAAAACAAAGCCAUGUUUAAUUGGACAACUCGCUGAUGGGUGAGCUUUUAAAUUGUAGUGUGCCGACUUUCGUAUCGCCGGACGCACUCGGCACUUAAAACCAUCAUCUCUCGCCUUCCGCAAGCGCUGCGUUACUUUUUGCCGAACGUUUUUCUUCUCGGCACGAGAGAGGUUGUUUUUCUUUCUCCCCCGUAAAUCGUACUAAUGGUAAAUUAAUCAAAUAUCGCUUCGUCUUCAGGAACGAGCGCGCGUGUUUGUUUGAGGAUCCAAAUGAAAAGAGGGAAUUUUGAGGGGUUUUUUUUGCCCCUUUCCUGAUUUUUUUUUCUUCUUCCAUCCGUCCGAUUGAGCGGUGUUUUUUUGUUGUUGCGAGCGGUGCGUUGACAAAUGCAACGGUUUGGGGGGGGGGUGCAAGAGAAGCGAGGUGUGUCGUCCCGACUUAACCAGGCCCUGCCUCACUGCCGUACCGCGUUAUGCGUCAUGUUUUGUGGUGGUGUUGUAUUUAUUUUACAGCUUUCCUUUUAUCGUUUGUUGUAUGUAUAGCCGUUACAAAAAAAAACUACGUGAAAAUCAUCACACAAAAAAAGAAAACCUGUACAUUUGAAGAACAAAAAAAAGAGAAAAUUUAAGUCUACCUCAAAAAGACUGGUACAGUAGUAAUACUGUCUCAGCAGUGUUAAUAAAGUUUUCAAAAUGUGCAUUCUUUAGUAUGUGUAGUGCGCGUAGGUCAUAGCUAAGACGUAGGGCGCUAGAGUUAUUCCUCAAUAUGAUAAGCGUGUCCUUUUUUGUGGGUCAACCAAAUUUUGUUGGUAAAAGCUUUAAAAUGUUGUCACCUCACUAGCAAAUCACUUUUCGGCUGUGUCUGUGUUGGAAACAGGACCGCGGCGCAAGCAAUGUUCCUUUUGUUUUGUUAUUUCGGAAAGUUUCUUUUGUUGUUGCUUUUGAACGUUUCGUAAAUAAAUAACCGUUGAGCUUGUUUUUGUACAAAUCGCAGAUAAUUGAUUAAUGUUGACGUACGCCGCGAUCGAGUGUGUUCGGGAUGACGAGCGGCGCAUCGUGCCACACGAGGUGGGGGAGAACGUGUUCGCUUGAACUGCUGUACAGAGUAUCCAAAUCUUGCGAUUCUCAUAUUUUGACGUCUGUAAAAGAUCGUAGUCGUGAGACCAAUGGGGGGGGGGGGGGGGGUAUCCGUGUUCUCUUUGCGGGGGUGUGUGGCGGGGGGGGGGGUCCUGACCUCGAUUCAAAAUAAAACGCCCGAUCAGUGUUUUAACAGAGAAUAGUAGACCACAAAGCAAGACAGAUAUGAAUUGAACAAGGUCAUCUCCAGUCGUGUUUAGAUUGUUUGUUUCCAGAAUGUAGUUAAUUCGCUUCCACAUCUCAUUGGGUUUUCAUGUGAUGGCACUUAUUGACAUGGCCACUGCAUUGCACGUGAAGUAAAAAAAAAGUACAAUUAAUGACUGUCUUCUUGGUUCUUUCGGUAAAGUCACGUA